AUGUAACAAGUGUUUAUAGUGUGGUAUUAUUUUAUUGUUUUUGCAGCUAAAAAAUUUUGGUUCAAAAAAAGGUUUGCAUUGAACGAAACGGAACGGAUUAAAUAUGUCAACACUGCCAAAAAUUGAUAUUGAUCAGCCUAAAUAUGAUCAGAGCACGUAUUUGAAUCGAGCCAAACACUUCUUCCUACUCACAAAUCCACUAAAUUUGCUGGCGACAAAUGCGGAAUUGGAGCGAGCACGACGCAUUGUGAGUGAUUACAGAGCUGGUAAGGAAGUGAGCGAAUGCAAGAGUGUGGAGGAAUUAUGGCGUGCCAAGUAUCUUUACGACUCUGCAUUCCAUCCCGACACUGGAGAAAAGUCUUUAAUAAUUGGAAGAAUGUCUGCUCAAGUACCAAUGAAUACACUCAUCACAGGCUGUAUGUUAUCCUUUUAUAAGACUACACCAGCAGUUGUGUUCUGGCAAUGGGUAAAUCAAACAUUUAAUGCUGUUGUCAACUAUACCAACAGAUCUGGAUCUACACCCAUUUCUAAAGAGCAGUUACUUACGUCUUAUGUUUUGGCUACCGGAGGCGCGUUAACUACAGCACUCUCUCUUAAUAGACUUGUUAAGAAUUUAAAUCCUUUGAUUGGAAGACUUGUGCCAUUAGCAGCUGUUGCUGCUGCCAAUUGUAUCAAUGUGCCUAUGAUGCGAUUACAAGAACUGAAAAAUGGAGUUACACUUUUGGAUGAGAACAAUAAUGAGGUUGGUAUAUCCAAGAAAGCAGCAGCUGUUGGCAUCACUGCCGUUGUAGCUAGCAGAAUUGCAAUGGCCACACCUGGUAUGGCAUUGACACCAGUUUUAAUUGAAGCACUCGAAAAACGAGGUUUCCUCAAACGUUUUCCAAGAGCGAGCGCUCCGAUUCAAACACUAUUCUGUGGUUUUGUUUUAAUAUUUGCAACACCACUAGGCUGUGCUUUCUUCUCUCAACGGGCUUCUAUAAAUGUAUCUAGUCUAGAAGCCGAUGUACAAGAAGAUAUUAAGAAAAAGAAUGAUAAACUUAAUGAAGUUUGGUUCAACAAAGGAUUAUAAAUCGUCCAUUUAUAGCUAGAAGCUUUUUAAAAACUAAUAUGAAAAAGCCUAAUAUCUGAAAUGACAAUAUUUUUGUUGCAUUUAUUUAUCUAAUUAUAGUGAAUUUUAAUUCUUUGCAAUUAGCAUUUAUUUAAGUUUUAAUAAAAUUUGGAAAAUCAGGGCACGAAGGCAAGCAGCACUUCAACUUAACGCAAAUACCUCAGGAUACCUUAGGAUAUUGUCGUUAUAUAUAGAAUAAAUUAACUAUAAUAAAUUAAGUAUUUGUGUUAAAUAUGUGUUUCAAUUAAAUGUUUUAAUUGUAGAUCAAUGGAGAAAAUUAUUGCAUUAAACUUAGUUUUAAGUCAAGCAUUAAAAAUAACAGUUAUAUACUUAUAUAUGUAUUUAUAUAUAUAUUAAAGACGAAAAAUUUAUGAUCCUUAAUAAAGAGUAUAAA
Messenger RNA from Teleopsis dalmanni, 1502 nucleotides. RefSeq names its product sideroflexin-1-3 (gene Sfxn1-3). The record is from RefSeq and is a predicted model, not a curated record. Gene Ontology annotation, molecular function: monoatomic ion transmembrane transporter activity. Gene Ontology annotation, cellular component: mitochondrial inner membrane. The transcript is spliced from 6 exons. Gene Ontology annotation, biological process: serine import into mitochondrion; monoatomic ion transport. NCBI's taxonomy places the organism in Eukaryota, Metazoa, Arthropoda, Insecta, Diptera, Diopsidae. Bases 104 to 1069 code for a protein of 321 amino acids.